This is a messenger RNA of Caenorhabditis bovis, 837 nucleotides long. Lineage: Eukaryota; Metazoa; Nematoda; Chromadorea; Rhabditida; Rhabditidae. The record is from the annotation of a GenBank genome assembly.
AUGACAGGAUUCCUUACAAAAUUACCAAGUCAAUUACUUCUUUUGAAUUUGAUUGUGUUCAGCGAUGGUCUUGAAGUGGACGAUGAGCGCGAGAAUGCGACGAGCUUCUUUCUCGAUUGCCCCGGAACGAUCGAUUUGGCAUUUCCGAAUGAAACCGAAUGCCUCGUUUAUUGUGAGAAGCUUCGCGUUUAUUGGGACCAAAUUGAGAUGGAAAAUGAGGGUCAAACGCCGGUGAUUUUCUACACGUAUGGAGUUUGGGAGAUUGCUUUGACGGUGAUUAUUGCGAUUCUUUGCUUUCUAGCAGCCCUAAUGGUUCUAAUUUUGGCGAAAGUUCGAACGGAAGAAACGGUAUAUUUCUCAGACGAUGAUGCGUCACUUAUUGAGGAGCAUGAUGAUUGUUGUGAAAAGAAGGAGCCGAGGAAAGAUUUCAGAUAUACGGCGAGCAUAAGGGAGAAGCAUCGCGAUUUUAUACGAAGAAAAAUUAAAGAGGAGAAAGAAGAAGAAAAGUCUGAUGUGAAAAUCGCCCAUCAGAAAAUUUAUAUACCGUAUGACUUGAAGGAUUCAGAUUUUGUUGUGAAAUCGAAUAGUAGUCGAGAGCGGAUCUCGUUGAAGAAGGUAUUCUACGAUCCCGGCCAGAAUGAGGUGUUCGACAUUGGCACCGAUGUCGAUGAUAUCGUCAAUGAGCCUUCGAAGAUGCCGGCGAGCACCCAACAGGCGACGAUCGUCGCGAACAAGGAGCAGGAGAACUCGAACAAAACCGCGAACGAAAUGUCGACGAAGACGAUGUUCAGCCCCGAAAUGGCGAAUAUUGAAACUACUCAGCCUUCUAUAUGUUAA